AUGAUCCCAUCUAUACUAGCCUUCGUCUCAUUGGUUGCUCUAGCAUAUUGCGCGCCACAAAAGAGAGCGGGUGGCGGGACCCCUCGAGUCACCAUCAAAGCCCCUCAAGCAAACCUCAAAGGCAGCACCAAAGGUUUCCUCGGAGCCAAGGCCGGCGAGGUCGAAUCCUUUAUGGGAAUCCCAUUUGCAAAGCCUCCUGUUGGAGAGUUGAGAUUCAAGCCUCCUGUUCGUAUAACAGAAGCCAUGGGAGAAGUCGACGCUACUACAGAGGAGCCACCAGCAUGCCCACAGUUUUACCUAGGUACCGAUUUUGGCUCGCCUCUUAUCCCUCCAGGACUUCUUGACCAGGUGCUCAACCUACCCAUCCUUAAAAGUUUGGCCGUUGGACAAGAGGAUUGCCUCACAGUUAACGUUCAGCGACCAGCCGGAACGAAAGAAGGGGACAAACUUCCAGUGAUGUAUUGGAUCUUUGGUGGAGGGUUCGAGUUAGGAAGCACGUCGAUGUACAACGGAGCUGGCAUCGUGGCUGAAAGCAUGUCGACAGGCAAACCCGUCAUAUUUGUGGCUGUCAACUACCGCGUGGGAGCGUGGGGGUUUAUGCCGGGUAAGGACCUCAUGGAAGAAGGUAGCUCUAACGCCGGUCUGCUCGAUCAACGGAUGGGACUCGAAUGGGUCCAAGACAACAUUGCUAGCUUUGGAGGUGAUCCUGACAAAGUUACCCUUUGGGGAGAAUCUGCCGGAGCCAUUUCGAUAUUCAGCCAGUACAUUCUAUUCGAUGGCAACGUCACCCGGAACGGGAAGAACCUCUUCCGCGGCGCCAUCAUGAAUUCCGGAUCUGCCGUUCCUACUGACCCCAUGGAUUGCCCUAAAGGUACCAAAGUUUACGAGCAGGUACUGUCUGCUGCAGGCUGUAAAGGGGCGAAGGAUCAGUUGAAGUGUCUCCGCGACCUCCCCUUUGAUGCCAUGCGAAAAGCUGCGAACUCGGUGCCGGGUUUGUUAAGUUACAGUUCUGUCGCCUUGUCAUACCUUCCGCGACCAGACGGCAAAACCAUCACUGCAAGCCCCGAAGUAGUCGCGACAUCGGGCAAAUUGCCCAAAAUACCGUUUAUUCUCGGGGAUCAAGAAGAUGAAGGUACUCUUUUCGCCCUCUUCCAACCAAACAUUACCACCACUCAAAAAGUUGAAGAGUACCUCUCGACACUCUAUUUUAACAACGCUUCACCCCAACAAAUCAAAGAGCUGGUAGGAACAUAUGACCCGCUACCAUCUGAAGGAUCGCCGUUCAGAACCGCUAUCUUCAAUGAAGUACGUCCCCAGUUCAAGCGUCUUGCUGCCAUCCUAGGUGAUGCAGUCUUCACUCUCACGCGUCGGGCAGUAUUCAACGUUUCUCAGGCAGUUCAGCCAGAGGUCAACAAUUGGAGCUAUUUAGCCAGCUACGACUACGGCACCCCAGUCCUGGGCACUUUCCAUGGGUCCGACCUCCUCCAAGUCUUUUACGGAAUUAAGCCGAACUACGCCGCAGCUGCGACGCGAGCGUACUACUUCAACUUCGCUUAUAACCUCGAUCCGAAUGACUCCUCUGGAGGCACAGGCACUUCCAAGGUGAAAUUGAUCAACUGGCCAAAAUGGAAAGACGGCAACAAGCUGCUCCAUAUGAUGGCUGACGAGGCUGAACUCAUAAACGACGAUUUCCGUCAAGACAGUUUCAACUUUUUGUUGAAUAACAUCGAAAAGUUGCGUUUCUGA
Colletotrichum spaethianum is the source of this 1746-nucleotide messenger RNA. RefSeq names its product putative secreted lipase. The record is from RefSeq and is a predicted model, not a curated record. The coding region runs from base 1 to 1746 and encodes 581 amino acids. The transcript has 3 exons. NCBI's taxonomy places the organism in Eukaryota, Fungi, Ascomycota, Sordariomycetes, Glomerellales, Glomerellaceae.